UCAGUCUGGAGCGAUCCUAGGAAGAAAGAGCAGCCAACCUGCACUGGAAUUUACUGGUGGGAUCUCUUGUCUGCCUGUGGCUGGGGGGCUUAUGGUGUUUGGUUUACUUGAUGUGUAGGAUCUGUUACCUCUGGUGCAGGAAACUCUGCUUCUGCAGUUGGAGUCACUACCUGGGCUCCCGGGAUCUACUAUAAUUUAUAUGGAUGUGAACAUGCAGGGUCUGGAUGCCACUCUCUGGAUACCACCUACCCACUGAUCUACUUCUCGGGGAGGGUGGAAAUAAGCUUUUUCUGGACUGUUAACUGAGUUCUGCACCAUGUUUUAUGCCUCUCUGUACUUCGUGUUGCCUCUUAUGGAUGCCUUUCUGUCAGCAGAGGUGAAGCGCUUGUCAUCUGGAGAUCGCCUGGACUGUGUGAAAGCCAGUGAGCACUGCUUGAAAGAACAAGAGUGUAGCACAAAAUACAGGACUCUCCGGCAGUGUGUGGCCGGUAAAGAGAGCAACUUCAGUAAAGUGUCAGGACUAGAGGCCAAAGACGAGUGUAAAAAUGCCACUGAGGCUCUAAAGCAGAAGUCCCUGUACAACUGUCGCUGCAAGAGGGGAAUGAAAAAGGAGAAAAACUGCCUGCGCAUUUACUGGAGCAUGUACCAAAGCUUACAAGGAAAUGAAUUGCUCGAGGAUUCCCCGUAUGAACCUGUCAACAACAGAUUAAGUGAUAUAUUUAAAACAGAUUCCAUGAUGUCAGCAGAACCAGUAAUAUUGAAGGGGAAUGACUGUUUAGAUGCCGCAAAAGCCUGUAACUUGGAUGAUACAUGUAAAAAAUACCGCUCAGCCUAUAUAACGCCCUGUACAAACAGCAUGUCCAAUGAAGUCUGCAACCGUCGCAAAUGUCACAAAGCCCUAAGACAGUUCUUCGACAAGGUCCCAGCGAAGCACAGCUACGGUAUGCUUUUCUGCUCCUGCAAGGACUUUGCCUGCACCGAGAGGAGGCGUCAAACCAUAGUUCCACUGUGCUCCUAUGAAGAAAAGGAAAAGCAAAAUUGUCUAAAUUUGCAGGACUCUUGUAAAACAAACUACAUCUGCAGGUCUCGUCUUGCAGACUUUCUCACGGAUUGUCAGCCUAACCCACGAUCUGUCAGCGGAUGUUUGAAGGAAAACUAUGCAGAAUGUCUGCUGGCUUACUCAGGCCUUAUUGGCACAGGUCUUACCCCAAAUUACAUAGAGUCCAGCAGUCUGAGCGUUUCACCCUGGUGUGAUUGCAGCAACAGUGGAAAUUUUCUUGAUGAAUGUCUGAAGUUUCUUAAGUUUUUCAAGGAUAAUAUCUGUCUUAGAAAUUCAAUAGAGGCCUUUGGAAAUGGAACUGAUGUAAGAUUACAACCAGAAUCCCCACUACAUACCACAACAUUAUCAACACCAAAUAUAUCCAAAAACAAAAUUAAGGAAACUGGCUUUGAUACAUUGCACAUUAGCAAUGAAAUCCCCACUCACAAUGGAUUGCCAGCAUGUGCUAAUAUACAGGAACAGAAGCUGAACUCAAAUGGUACUCUCAACACGCAACUUUGUAUUGCUGGGCAGUCACUUGGACGAGACAACAUUGUGGGCAGACCCUCAAGUAACCACAUCUCAAACCACAGUUCUUCUGGAAGUGCCUCCAGCCUCUGCACAACGCUUUUCAUAAUGGCGAUAUUACACUCACUUCUCGUACCCAUGCGCACUGCUCUAAAAGUAUAGCCAACUUCUGCUCAUGGACUUGUACAAAAAAAUAUAUGUAUAUGAUUAAUAUUAUUCACUUUCCUACCCUCUCUUGUUCAUCUGAAAUUCAAGUUCCAAAAGCUGAAAAACAAAACUAUUCGGGAAUAUUACAAAGGAAAACCAAAUGCUUUUUGAGGUAUUUAGGGGGCUGUGUAAUUACCUGCUGCAGUGCUACGUUCUGACCCCAAAAAGCUUCUGGGCAUGCCAUGUGUUUUCAAGAGAAAUAUGUACAUUUGUUAGUUGAUAAACUUUAUUGAUUUACUUUUUGAACUAUGUACCUACAAAAAAAAGAUACUCUUUAAGUAUUAUUUAUAUUAUUUUUACAAUUUCUUUCUCAAAUUUAAAUGAACCUUAAAGUUACAAUGAGAGAUUCCAAGUGUAGAUAUUAUAUUAUUCUCUUCAUAUUUUUGUAAACGCUGGUAGGAUGCUCUUCAAAUUGUGACCACCUUUUUUUUGUAGUUUAUUGUAUUGACUGAGAUUUUCUUUGUCUACUACCUGUUCAAUGUUUUUAUUCGUCUUUUUUACUGUGAAGUGAUUCUGCAGUGUAAUCAGUAAUUACAUACACAGUAGUUAUAUGCACCAAACAAAAGCACUCUAGAAACUUUCCUUAUAUCCCUCUAAAAAACAAACAAAAAUAACACAAGAGCAAGGAAAAACUGUCAAAUCACUUGCAGCAUUGCUAAGUUCCAAAAAUAUUGGAAAGCCCAAAACAAAGCCAUGGUAUUCCUAUCUAACAGAAAAGCUUUGUAAUAUACUUUAUUUGUUUUUCCCCCUUUUUCUUUAACUGAAUUAUGAUUUGUUUCCAACUUCAGAAACCUAAAACUACAAUAAAGUAGCUUUUUAUACCUUCCCCUAAGAUAAGAUAAAGAAUACACAAUAGGGUUUUCUAAAGAAAAUGACCCUGAACUGCAAAAAAAAAAUAUUAAAAAAUGCAAACAAAACUCAGUUAAGAUUAUAUAAUUAUAACAUUUUGUAUGCAAAUCUUUUGAAAGGUAGUGCUUAAAGGGACAUUAAACACUUUUUGCUUUUGUGUAAAAAUUGUGUAAAAAAGGCAAAAAUCUGCAAAAAAAUUGCAGUGCUGAAUUUUCUUUUGUUCCCCAUAGGAAGCAUGGGACAGUCAUGAUUUUUUUCACAAAGCUCAAGAGGUACUUAGUUUUAUUUUAACUGCUGAUAUAUGCUAUGCAUAUAGAAAAAUGAUAUCAGUGUCCCUAUAACUUAAUCAACUCUAAAUCAUUUAUACAGAGACCCAUUGCACAUCCUGUAGUUACACAAAAGAACAGUUAUACACAUUACUUAUACUGUAGUUACACAAAAGAACAGUUAUACACAUUGCUUAUCCUGUAGUUACACAAAAGAACAGUUAUACACAUUGCUUAUCCUGUAGUUACACAAAAGAACAGUUAUACACAUUGCUUAUCCUGUAGUUACACAAAAGAACAGUUAUACACAUUGCUUAUCCUGUAGUUACACAAAAGAACAGUUAUACACAUUGCUUAUCCUGUAGUUACACAAAAGAACAGUUAUACACAUUGCUUAUCCUGUAGUUACACAAAAGAACAGUUAUACACAUUGCUUAUCCUGGAGUUACACAAAAGAACAGUUAUACACAUUGCUUAUCCUGUAGUUACACAAAAGAACAGUUAUACACAUUGCUUAUCCUGGAGUUACACAAAAGAACAGUUAUACACAUUGCUUAUCCUGUAGUUUCACAAAAGAACAGUUAUACACAUUGCUUAGUGGAAACAUUUCAUUGUCCAUGAAAGGCCAAAGGAUACUCACGGCUCUGAUAACAGCUACUUUUGAGCAGGAGUCUUAAAAAUCACUGAUAUGUCUUACUAAAGAGACAUGAAUCAGAACAUUUGUCUUCCAGGAUUCAGCUAGAGAAUGCAAUCUUAAACAACUUUCCAAUUUACUUCUAUUCUGUUCUAUUCUGUUCUCUUCUGUUCUCUUGGUAUCCUUUCCUGAAAAGCAAGGUAGGCUCAGAAGCAGCAAUGCAUUAUUGAGACCUGACUGCUGAUUGGUGACCUAUAUGCUUCUUAUCAUUUGCUCACCUGAUGUGCUCAACAUUCUUCCAGUAGUUCAUUGUUGCUUCUUCAACAAAGGAUGCCAAGAGAAUGAAGCAAAAUUUAUAAUGGAAGUAAAUUGGAAAGUUGUAGAAAAAAUUGUAUAUUCUAUCUGAAUCACGAAAGAAGAAAAAAUGUGCUUCAUGUCCCAUUAAUAUAUGGUAUAGGCUCAAGUAGAAAAUGUGUUUGUGUAUUAAAAUGAGCAAAGCAUAAUAGUUAGUUUAAUUUAUCCCUUAAGAUUAUUUUAUGGGAAAAUCAUUAUUAUGCAAAGAGGAAGAUUUAAUUUUGCUCGCUUGAAAAACUGGAAACAAAAAUAACAUUUUGGGAAUUUGAGAAAAAAUAGACAAGUCAUUUUACACUUUAUGCCUCAAUUAAAACCGCUGCUCUGAAUGUCAUUCUCAUUUUAUUACAUAUUAUUAUCAUAAGAAAUGUAAUAUAAAAAUACUACACGUCACAAGCAGUGUUAUAUUCUAUUUCUACAACUGUAGAUGUCUAUAAACUUGCUUUAUUUGAAGUCAUUCACUAAAGUGAGGUUUAAACAACCAAGUUCUUUCAUUUAGUAUAUUAUAAUAGUUGCUGCUAUAUUUAAGUAAGUCAUUCUUUUAUCUUUCAAAUUAGACAUGUGAGGUGGGUUUCUAUAAAAAUUAAUUUCUUCACUGACUUGCGUUUUGGGGCGCGAUCCGAUAUCGAUCGCAGUUUGCGGCGCAAGCGAGGGAACCGGCGUCGCCCGCAGUUUCAGCUCGCAACUCGAGCUAUCCCAUAUAGGUCGCCGUCAGAUGCUAACGUGCCGUAAGUCUCACAAACCAGCGAUGUCCAGAAAUCUGCGUAAGUACAAAUUUCUGGCGUCGCCAGUGACUUGCGCCACGUUAGAAUCUGCCGGCGCCUAUAAAACCUGACUAAAGUCUAAAACACCCGCACUGUCUAACACGCCUCCCUAACAUAGCCCGCACUGUCUAACACGCCUCCCUAACAUAGCCCGCACUGUUUAACACGCCUCCCUAACAUAGCCCGCACUGUCUAACCCUCUAUCCGCUAUCCCCCCUCACUAGCCUAACAAUAAAAAUGCUAUUAACCCCUAAACCGCCGCUCCUUUACCCCGCCGCAACCUAAUAAAAUUAUUAACCCCUAAACCGCCGCUCCUGUACCCCGCCGCCAGCUAUAUUAUAUCUAUAACCCCCUAAAGUGAGCCCCUAACACCGCCGCCAUCUAUAUUACAAUUAUUAACCCCUAAUGUAAGCCCCUUACACCGCCGCCAUCUCUAUUAAAAUGAUUAACCCCUAAUUUAAUCUACCUACC
Bombina bombina (fire-bellied toad) is the source of this 5109-nucleotide messenger RNA. It is a transcript of the gene GFRA1, whose product is annotated as GDNF family receptor alpha 1. Gene Ontology annotation, molecular function: signaling receptor activity. Gene Ontology annotation, biological process: nervous system development. The transcript has 9 exons. Bases 317 to 1729 code for a protein of 470 amino acids. Gene Ontology annotation, cellular component: signaling receptor complex; external side of plasma membrane. The record is from RefSeq and is a predicted model, not a curated record. NCBI's taxonomy places the organism in Eukaryota, Metazoa, Chordata, Amphibia, Anura, Bombinatoridae.